Messenger RNA from Mytilus californianus (California mussel), 1336 nucleotides. RefSeq lists its product as uncharacterized. The transcript is spliced from 3 exons. The record is from RefSeq and is a predicted model, not a curated record. Lineage: Eukaryota; Metazoa; Mollusca; Bivalvia; Mytilida; Mytilidae. Bases 242 to 1219 code for a protein of 325 amino acids.
GUAUACACAGGUACAAAUACACAUAAAUUUUAAAAAGAAGAUUUUAUUAACCACUUACUUGAUAAAUUAUUGCGGUUUUGUAGUUUGUUCGAUAGAACGGUAGUUCAAUAAAGAUAGAAAUCUAAUUUUUACACGUAUUUGAAGACCAUCCCGAGGAAAUUAAAUGUUUUGACGGGAAGUUCGUCUAGAAAUUGUCCGCUGUACUGUGUAAGUUUUUGAUAUUCACCAUGUAGAUGUGGCUAUGAAUUUACUGGUCAGAAUUCUUUCCUGUAUUACAAUGGUAUUAACGGCUCCUAUUUUGAAAUACGAAAUAACAAAGCGUUGUAGCAGUAUAAAAUGUGAAAACGACAGUUAUUGCAUGGAAGAAACCUUUGUGUUGAAUGGUGUGGAUUUACUGGAAACGGAAGCUAGAUGUAUAUGUCAUGGUUAUUUUACCGGGCCACGAUGUGAGGCAAAAAUCAUUCUUACUCCAGAUGUGAUAAAAGCACAUUACAUAGGAUUUAAAGUUUCAUUUCAUAACGUUUCUAGUGGAGAAGUUAUAUCAAGUGAUACUUUUAAAGACAGUUUAUCAUAUUCUAUUCAGUAUUGGAAAAACGCAUCAGAACGGUCAUGCUCGAUUGCUACAAAUAUUUACUCUCCUGUCGAUGGAUUAGAUGGUUUACAAAUGGAUACAUCUUUCACCUUGUGUGCCGUAACUGACCCGGCUGGUUGGUGCGUGCCAAGAGAGGUGAAUUUAACACAUGACAAGAACUGUCUGGUUAUCAAAACUUUGAAUACUGAGUAUUCUUUUUGGUCGCAAUCAUUUGUACUUCCGGUUGCUAUAUCUGUGAUUGUUGUUUUAUGUUUAUUAAUAUUUAUAAUACUUUGUAUGUUAAAAAGAACGUUCAUGCCAUCAGACAAUCAUCAAAAAUCAAGGCAAUCGCAAAAGGACUGGGCAAAGAAAAGACGGAAAGAAAAGCAGCGCGAACAAUCAAAAGAAGUACAUCUAGUUAAAGAAUCAUCGUUAGACGAUCUUCUGAUUGACAGUUACCCGAGUCCGGACGAUUCGUCGAUCGAUCGGAGAACAACUAGGAAAGCGGGAACUACAACAUUUGCACCUAUUCUCAAUCAAAGCAGUUUACCAAACGUAAUGGAAGAACAGAACACAGAGGAUGUCUUAAAUCAAAACGAGUCUAGUCAUAUGUUACAUCAUACUAACGGAAGUGUCUCAGAAGCAUAAUCAUUUUAAUUUAUCAGUAUUUAAUGUUGAUUUGUUUUAUUUUUUAACUAUUGAAAGUUUUACAAAAGAUUUAACAGUUUCUAAAAUAUCAGAUUAAUGAAUAAAAAAUCAUUUGCA